This is a messenger RNA of Anopheles coluzzii, 2481 nucleotides long. It is a transcript of the gene Rap1, whose product is annotated as ras-related protein Rap1. Bases 699 to 1253 code for a protein of 184 amino acids. Gene Ontology annotation, cellular component: plasma membrane. Gene Ontology annotation, molecular function: GTPase activity; GDP binding; GTP binding. The transcript has 6 exons. NCBI's taxonomy places the organism in Eukaryota, Metazoa, Arthropoda, Insecta, Diptera, Culicidae. The record is from RefSeq and is a predicted model, not a curated record. Gene Ontology annotation, biological process: negative regulation of synaptic vesicle exocytosis; Rap protein signal transduction; cellular response to cAMP.
GUUGGGUGCUUUUUGCAUUUCAUUUCAACUGUCGACCGAGCAGGGUGUGCAUUACCAUCGUCGUGAGCAUUCCCUCGAGCGCAAAGUGCAAUCGCUUGGGAGAUUUGAGAUUACUUCCAAUACGUUACUUCCCCUAAGUAGUGUGCGGUGGUUGAGUGAGGUAUCGGGAAAAAGUGCCCCAUAACAAAAGUGAGCAUAAAACUUGCAGCAAGUGAAUCGGUGCGGGUUUCGCCUAGCAACAUUUGCAGGAAGUUUUCGCCGAGCAGCAGCAGCAGUGAGACACAUCAGUGUGUGUCAGCGUGCGUACGUACGUAGUGUGUUGUAUGAGUGUGUUGUGUGUGUGUGCGUGCGUGUGUUGGAUGCGUGCUAUAGCCGUGCUGGAAGCUUGAAGUGGAGCGUGUAAACGGCAGUGCAAGCGAGAAGAUCUUGUUGACUAUUCAUCUCACACAUUCCCUGUCAAAAAAGCAUUAGAAGGGCCAGAGUAGGCCAUCUACAGUGCAGUACCUACAGGACGAAACGUGCGGGGUUACCACCAGUCGGUAUCAAAAGUGUCGUAAACACGCUGACGAUAAUAUAAGAGCACCAACCAGCCUCCUCUCUAACGACGGAAUCCUUACCCGUGCCGGUGUAUUGUGGUCAGAUACAGCAAGAAAAGCCCCAAGUGUCGUCCCCCCCAGUGUGUGUUCUCAGUGCUCAAAAUGCGUGAAUAUAAAAUCGUCGUGCUUGGUAGCGGAGGUGUCGGCAAAUCGGCCCUGACAGUGCAGUUUGUCCAGGGCAUAUUUGUGGAAAAGUACGACCCGACGAUAGAGGACAGCUACCGGAAACAGGUCGAGGUGGACGGUCAGCAAUGCAUGUUGGAAAUUUUGGACACGGCCGGCACAGAACAAUUCACCGCCAUGCGAGACCUGUACAUGAAAAAUGGCCAAGGAUUCGUGCUAGUAUAUUCCAUCACUGCACAGUCGACCUUCAACGAUCUGCAGGACCUUCGAGAGCAAAUUUUGAGGGUGAAGGACACCGAUGACGUUCCAAUGGUGCUGGUCGGCAACAAAUGCGAUCUCGAGGACGAGCGAGUUGUGGGCAAAGAUUUGGGCAGGAGUCUAGCCGCGCAGUUCAAUUGUGCAUUCAUGGAAACGUCUGCCAAAGCCAAAAUUAAUGUUAACGACAUCUUCUAUGACUUAGUGCAACAAAUCAACAAGAAAUCGCCCGAACGGAAGCCCAAUAAAAAGAAGAAAUCGCUAUGUGUGCUGCUGUAAAAAGAUCUACUUAGGCAAGGGAAGGGUCAAGAAGCUGAUGGACACAAGCAAAAUCGCUCACACUCACACAAAUCCACACACACACACACGCAGCCGCAUAAGAACAAUCCAUAGGAAUCGAACGUGGGGGAUCUGCGUGGGGUGUGGUGUGUUGCUGAGGUGAGAUAUGUUAGAUGUGCUGCAAAGGAUUUAAAACAACAAAAUAAUAAAAGGUAGGCAGAAAUGAAGAGUAAGAAAGAAAGAUAAUCAACGUGUUAGGAGGAGAUUUGGAGGAAAAGGACAUGGCAAGGGUACAUUGUAUGUGCGUGUGCACCAGAUGAGAUAAGAGGAGCUAUGGGGCUCGAUCCACACUAUGGCGAAAAUAAUUAGGAAGUUUAAGGACGGAUGAGAAGAGCAGUUAGAGUGGUAGAUAUGGACACAAACAAUUGACAUACAUACACAUACACUCUCCCGAAAUAUACAUAAAAACACACAAACAAAACACUAAAAACACACAAACAAAACACUAGACGAACUCAAAAAAGCAGACGCUACGAAGGACGGAGAGUAGGGAAAGCGAAGAAGGAUAAAAAAAUGUAGUACGCACGACAAUGAGGAUCUUUUGGUAGAGAGAGAGAGUGUUAGCGUUAAUUUAAGGGAUCAUCCGCGCAGAGCAAACACAUCCUCGCUUGAUCAUAUUCAUGUGGAGAAAAGAGGAGGUGGACAAAUAGGUUCAAGAACAUAACGACUAAGCAUAUAACGUUUACACACAUUAACCGGACAAGAGAAGCAAUCCCAACACCACCGUAGUACCGGACCGUACACUGUCGAAGCAUUGAUCGACUGGAGUUUUUCAUCGUGACGCUGAAACAGAGGAAAGCAGCAAAAGUACGGUUAACAAACAAAUCAAGAUAAAACAGUCUAUUACGGGAAGAAAUACAUUGACACACACACACUGAAACAACUCACUGUGAAGGUUUGGUUCUUCGGUGAGAACAAACUUUCAUUUGCGGGAAGAUGGAGGGUUAUCGACGAUCGUAUGUGCCGGCUCCUCCACACACCGGUGUAUCCAUAUCCGUAGUUCUUCUCUUCCGGCAGAAUGCCGAUUCGGCCCUCACCACUGUUAGAAUACACAAGAAUUGUUGCAAUAGAGGACACAGGACGAAAACACAAAAUAACAAGCAAACGGAAUACGCUGAUCGACCGCGAAAUGUGAAUGUUGAGUAAAAGAAAAACAGUCUACCUUAUA